AUGGGCGGUGUGUAUGGCAAUGCCAUCGCCAUUGCGCUGGAAAAUUGCCCCGUGGAAGCGCGCGGGCUCAUGUCCGGCGUCCUCCAACAGGGGUAUUCGAUGGGUUACGUCUUCGCAGCAUGCGCCAACCUGGGCGUGGGCGGCUCGACGGAAUCGUGGAAGACCGUCUUCUGGAUCGCAGCUGGCCUGUCGUUCCUCGCUGGGGCUCUUCGCGUCGUCCUCCCGGAAUCCAAACAGUUCCGCGACGCGAAACGGGCCGGGACACACCGCAACACGUUUCCGGGCGCCUUCUGGCGCGAUACAAAGUCCAUGCUAGCCAAGGAAUGGCGCUUGGUGGUCUACUGCAUCAUCCUCAUGGCCUGGUUCAACUUCUACAGCCACACGUCGCAGGAUAGCUAUACAACUUUCGUGCUCACGCAGAAGGACCUAGAUAAUAGCCGCGCCAGCCGCGCCAGCAUUUUGAUGAAAGUGGGUGCUUGCGUCGGCGGCACCAUAAUAGGUUACAUGUCCCAAUUCCUCGGCCGUCGGCGCUCCAUCAUCCUGGCCGCGCUGAUGAGCAUCCUGCUGAUCCCUGCCUGGAUCCUCCCGGAAGGCGAACACAGACUCUCCGCAUCGGCGUUCUUCAUGCAAUUCUUCGUCCAGGGCGCGUGGGGCGUGAUCCCCAUCCAUCUCAACGAGUUAUCCCCACCAGAGUUCCGCUCCAGUUUCCCCGGCGUCACGUAUCAGCUUGGAAACAUGAUCUCAUCCCCGUCGGCGCAGAUUGUCAAUGCGAUCGCGGAGGCGAAUUCUAUCCGGGGAACGCAAGGGGAGCCGGAGCCGGCGUAUGGGCCGACGAUGGGCGUUGCGACGGCGAUUUUUGCCGUGGGUAUUGUGGUUACGACUAUGAUUGGGCCGGAGAAAAGGGGGAGGAAUUUUGAGCAGGCGAAGGUAGCGGGAAUUAUAGAAACGGCGUUUGCUGGGGAGGUUAAUGCUAAAGCUGUUGAGGCCGAGGAUGGGGUUGUGAAGGAGAUGGAGAAGAAGUGA
Histoplasma mississippiense is the source of this 1023-nucleotide messenger RNA. RefSeq lists its product as hypothetical. Gene Ontology annotation, molecular function: carboxylic acid transmembrane transporter activity. Gene Ontology annotation, biological process: carboxylic acid transport; transmembrane transport. Bases 1 to 1023 code for a protein of 340 amino acids. The transcript has a single exon. Lineage: Eukaryota; Fungi; Ascomycota; Eurotiomycetes; Onygenales; Ajellomycetaceae. The record is from RefSeq and is a predicted model, not a curated record. Gene Ontology annotation, cellular component: plasma membrane.